GCGAAAAUAUUUGUCGUGAAUAAACUAGUUUGCCAGGAUUAAGCAGUAGAAUUUCUUCAAAGCGUGUUCGCUGUUUCGCUCUGCAUCAAACAUCUACCAGAACCGUAAUUUAUUGAGAUGCCGUCUUACACAGUCAACGUGAAAUGGGGCAAGGAAUGUUUCAAAAACGUCGAAGUCAACACGGACGAAGAACCGAUCCUAUUCAAAGCCCAACUGUUCACCCUGACCGGUGUGCAGCCGGAACGACAGAAAGUGCUCUGUAAAGGGAUCAACCUGAAGGAUGAAGAGUGGAACAUGCCCAUCAAGAGCGGUGCUACGCUAUUGUUGCUGGGCACGCAAGAAGCGGUUCCGCUGGAACCGGUAGAGAAACCGAAAUUCGUCGAAGAUAUGAACGAGAGUGAGCUGGCGACUGCGCUUGAACUACCGGCUGGUCUGGUGAAUCUUGGUAAUACCUGUUACAUGAAUGCAACACUGCAAUGUCUGAGAUCGGUACGUGAGUUGCGGGCUGCACUGAAAGACUACAAGGAGGAACUGAGCGGCCCAGCGACGGGAGCGAGUUCGCUAGAGUUUCCGCAAGCCAUCACGCUGUCGAUGAAAAGCCUGUUCGAAGAGAUGGAGCGAAGCGACACCAUUACGCCGGUGCUGUUCCUGCAACGGCUGCACGUUGCCUUUCCGAACUUUGCACAAACCGGCGAGAACGGCGCCUAUCGGCAGCAGGACGCGAACGAGUGCUGGUCGGAGGUGUUGAAAAUGUUACAGCAAAAGCUACCGGCCCAGAAGAGUACGAAUGAACAGUCGUUGAAGCAUAGCUCUUUCAUCGACCAGUGGUUCGGAGGCACGUUCGAUGUCGAGAUGAAGUGCACCGAAGCGGAAAACGAGCCGACGAGCAAAUCGAAGGAAAACUUUCUCCAGCUCAGCUGUUUCAUCUCCACCGAGGUCAAGUACAUGCACUCGGGAUUGCGAUUGCGACUUAAGGAACAGUUAACCAAAUUGUCCUCAACGCUCGGGCGUGAUGCUGUGUACUCGAAAUCGUCACUGAUAAGCCGGCUGCCGGCCUAUCUGACGGUGCAGUUUGUACGCUUCCAGUACAAGGGCAAAGAAGGAAUCAACGCGAAGGUGCUGAAGGAUAUCAAGUUUCCGGUGGAGUUCGACGCGUUCGAGCUGUGCACGCCGGCACUGCAGGAGAAGUUGUCCCCGGUAAGGGAAAAGUUUCAGGCAAUGCAGAACGCCGAGGUAGAACGCGCUCUCAAGGGCAAAAACAAAUCCAAGGCCGAACUGGAGAAGGAGAAACCGAAGACUGUCGCUCAGCCGUACUGCUUCGAGGAUGACCUGGGCAGCAACAACAGUGGCUACUAUACGCUGCAAGCCGUCCUAACGCACCAGGGACGCUCGAGCUCGUCCGGUCACUAUGUGAGCUGGGUACGCCAGAAGGAUGAUCAUUGGAUCAAGUUCGAUGAUGACCAUGUGUCACCGGUUGAUCAGGAAUCGAUUCUCAAGCUCUCGGGUGGCGGCGAUUGGCACUGCGCUUACGUGUUGGUGUAUGGCCCGAAAAUACUGGAACUCCCGAUCGAAUCCGGGGGCGAACCGACGGAAUCGGAAGCAUCGAGCGACAAGAUGACGGUUGAUGAGUAGAGUGCGUGGUGCCGCCGGGCCAGCGGUUCCUUCCGGUCAUUUAUGUCGGACUAUUAUUAAUUUUCUAAACAAAACGAUGAUUUUUACGCCGGAUAUUCCCGAUAUUAGAUUAUGGCUUUUGGUGGUGAAUGAUCGUUUUGAAUGAAAGGAGGUUGGCCCGAGUUACGUGCUUGUGCGGCUUGCCUUCGCAGCAACGCCGACGCCGUCGUGGCCGUGUGAUGAAAUAAAGA
Anopheles bellator is the source of this 1862-nucleotide messenger RNA. It is a transcript of the gene Usp14, whose product is annotated as ubiquitin carboxyl-terminal hydrolase 14. The transcript has 8 exons. NCBI's taxonomy places the organism in Eukaryota, Metazoa, Arthropoda, Insecta, Diptera, Culicidae. The record is from RefSeq and is a predicted model, not a curated record. Gene Ontology annotation, biological process: regulation of proteasomal protein catabolic process; proteasome-mediated ubiquitin-dependent protein catabolic process; protein deubiquitination. Gene Ontology annotation, molecular function: proteasome binding; cysteine-type deubiquitinase activity. Bases 118 to 1632 code for a protein of 504 amino acids.